AUGGCUUCCUUCGCACACCUGCUCCUGCUGCUGCUGGGCGUGGCCUCGGUGGCUGCCCAGAACCGGAUCCAGACGUGCAUCCCACUUGGGGGGCCCAUGCUGAACGCCUGCUCGGCGGAGCUGGAGUAUCUCAACCAGCCUGAUCAGUUCCCUCUCACCUCCACCUCUCCACCGGAUGAUGCCAAGGUCCAGUCUGUCAUCUCCGGCCUGCCGGCGGGACUGCCCAGCGCACCAUGCUGUGCUGCCGUCCAGAAGUUUGACACCGCCGGCUGCGGCUGCGAGUCAUCCCUGUCCCAAACGCUGAAGGCAGUGGGCAUCCAGAGCGAGCCUGCAGGCCUGGCAGGCGUGGUCAAGAUUGCUGGCACCGCUUGCAAGUUCCAGCCCUUCCAGUGCCAGUAA
Molecule: messenger RNA, 399 nt
Organism: Chlorella variabilis
Lineage: Eukaryota; Viridiplantae; Chlorophyta; Trebouxiophyceae; Chlorellales; Chlorellaceae
Exons: 6
Coding region: 1-399 (132 amino acids)
Source: RefSeq, a predicted model, not a curated record